Molecule: messenger RNA, 1092 nt
Organism: Colletotrichum gloeosporioides
Lineage: Eukaryota; Fungi; Ascomycota; Sordariomycetes; Glomerellales; Glomerellaceae
Exons: 3
Coding region: 1-1092 (363 amino acids)
Source: RefSeq, a predicted model, not a curated record
AUGCCUCUUCUCAAGGCUCAAUGGGUGCCUCUGAAGAUCGCGAUAUUUGUUGCGGUGUCACUCAUCGUAUCCGCAUGGUGGAUUUUGCCACACCGGGCAUGGAUACCCUUGGCAGCUGAGCCUGCACAAUAUGGAGUUUCAGAUCCAGUACUUUCAGUGCCAAUCGAUAUGAACGCAGAAGACACACCGUUGUCAGACGACGAUCAAGAGCCAAUAUUUUCAAGCUCAGUCGAUGUAGACAUAGAAAAUACAUCACCUCCAGACGACGACAUUGAGCCCGAAAUUUCAGCAUCAGUCAACACGGUCGCAGGGGAUAGACCGCUUGUUGUAUACGCCUAUUCCGAGUCCGACAACGCUCGAGCAAACCUGAGGUUUUUCAUUACAAAGGGGCUCCAUAAUGCGGCCGACUUCGUGUUCAUAUUCAACGGCGAUGCAGGGGCGGCGAGAAUGGUUCCUCGCAAACCCAACGUUACGGUUGUGAAGCGGGACAACACAUGCUUCGACUUGGGUGCCAUCGGAGAAGUCCUUCGAAAGAAAAAUCUGUGGAAGAGGUACAAGCGCUUCAUCACAAUGAAUGCAAGCGUCAGGGGCCCAUUCUUGCCCUGGUGGAGCAAAUCAUGCUGGACGGACUUAUAUCUUGACAAAAUUACAGAGACAACGAAGUCCAUGGUCCUCGCAACAGAUGAUGUAGGCAUGGGUAUACUACUCGACCCUGCCUUUGCGCUUUCUGCAUCACAAGACGACGAGUUUGGAUCAAAAGAAAACCCGGUUGGGCUUAGCGGGUGUUACGGGGACUGGAACGCCGCUGUCCACGCUGAAAUCGGGACGACGGGCCUCAUUACGAAAGCUGGCUACAAAGUCGACGCAAUGAUGACAGCUGCACAUACAGUCAUGGGUGGGAUCGAGGCGUAUUGUGAAGCUACACAAGCUGGAGAUGUCCUGUUUGACAAGGAAUACUUUGGAAUGAAUGUCCAUCCAUACGAGACAGUUUUCAUCAAGGCAAACCGAGAUGUCGACCCGUGGGUAUUGGAUUCUAUGACAGAGUGGCAUUUGAAAAUGAAUACCCGCAGUUCCGAUGGUUGCGGGGCAUGA